Schistocerca cancellata (South American locust) is the source of this 2691-nucleotide messenger RNA. Its product is annotated as ice-structuring glycoprotein-like. The record is from RefSeq and is a predicted model, not a curated record. The transcript has 4 exons. Bases 1 to 2691 code for a protein of 896 amino acids. Lineage: Eukaryota; Metazoa; Arthropoda; Insecta; Orthoptera; Acrididae.
AUGGAGUGCUGCCUUCGCACAGAGUGCUGCCUUCGCAAGGAGUGCUGCCUUCGCAAGGAGUGCUGCCUUCGCAAGGAGUGCUGCCUUUGCAAGGAGUGCUGCCUUUGCAAGGAGUGCUGCCUUCGCAAGGAGUUCUGCUUUCGCAAGGAGUGCUGCCUUCGCAAGGAGUGCUGCCUUCACAAGGAGUGCUGCCUUCCUAAGAAUGCUGCCUUUGCACGGAGUGCUGCCUUUUCACUUAGUGCGGCGCUCGCACGUAGUGCUGCCUUCGCACGGAGUGCUGCCUUUGCACAGAGUGCUGCCUUUGCCCAGAGUGCUGCCUUCACAAGGAGUGCUGCCUUCGCAAGGAGUGCUGCCUUCGCAAGGAGUGCUGCCUUCGCAAGGAGUGCUGUCGUAGCACAGAGUGCUGCCUACGCACAGAGUACUGGAAGUGCUGCCUUCGCAAGCAGUGCUGCCUUCGCAAGCAGUGCUUCCUUCGCAAGCAGUGCGGCCUUCGCAAGCAGUGCUGCCUUCGCAAGGAGUGCUGCCUUCGCUAGGUGUGCUGCCUUCGCAGGCAGUGCUGCCAUCGCAAGGGGUGGUGCCUACGCACAUAGUGCUGACGUUGGAAGGAGUGCUGCCUUCACACGGAGUGCAGCCUUCGCACAGAGUGCUGCCUCCCCAGGAAUUGCUGCCUCCGCAAAGAGUGCUGCCUUUGCAAGGAGUGCUGCCUUCGCAAGGAGUGCUGCCUUCGCCCUGUGUGCUGCCUUUGCACAGACUGCUGCCUUCGCAAGGAGUGCUGCCUUCGCAAGGAGUGGUGCCUUCGCAAAGAGUGCUGCCUUCGCAAGGAGUGCUGUCGUAGCACAGAGUGCUGCCUACGCACGGAGUACUGGUUCACACAGAGUGCAGCCUUCGCACAGAGUGCUGCUUUCGCAGGGGUGCUACCUUCGCAGGGAGUGCUGCCUUCGCAAGGAGUGCUGCUUUUGCAUGGAGUGCUGCUUUCGCAGGGAGUGCUGCCUUCGCAAAGAGUGCUGCCUUCGCAAGGAGUGCUGCCUUCGCAAGGAGUGCUGCUUCGCUAGGAGUGCUGCCUUUGCACGGAGUGAUGCCUUCACAAAGAGUGCUGCCUUUGCAGGGAAUGCUGCAUUCGCAAGGAGUGCUGCCUUCGCAAUGAGUGCUGCCUUCGCAAGGACUGCUGCCUUCGCAAAUAGUGCUGCCUUCGCAAGGAGUGCUGCCUUCGCAAGCAGUGCUGCCUUCGCAAGCAGUGCUGCCUUCGCAAGGAGUGCUGCCUUCGCUAGGUGUGCUGCCUUUGCAGGGAGUGCUGCCAUCGCAAGGGGUGGUGCCUACACACAUAGUGCUGACGUCGCAAGGAGUGCUACCUACACACGGAGUGCAGCCUUCGCACAGAGUGCUGCCUUCGCAGGAAUUGCUGCCUCCACAGGAAUUGCUGCCUCCACAAAGAGUGCUGCCUUCGCAAGGAGUGCUGCCUUCGCUAGGAGUGCUGCCUUCGCUAGGAAUGCUCCUUCGAAAGGAUGCUGCCUUCACAAGGAAUGCUGCAUUCAGUGCUGCCUUCGCAAGGCGUGCUGCCUUCGCAAGGAGUGCUCCUUCGCUAGGAGUGCUGCCUUCGCAAGGAGGGCUGCCUUCGCACGGAGCGCUGCCUUCGCAUGGAGUGCUGCCAUUGCAGCGAGUGCUGCCUUCCCAGAGAGUGCUGCCUUUGCACGGAGUGCUGCCUUCGCACAGAGUGCUGACAUCGCAAGGAGUGGUGCCUACGCAUUGAGAGCUGCCUUCGCACAGAGUGAUGCCUUCGCAAGGAGUGCUGCCUUCGCAAGGAGUGCUGCCUUUGCAAGGAGUGCUGCCUUUGCAAGGAGUGCUGCCUUCGCAAGGAGUGCUGCCUUCAGUGCUGCCUUUGCACUGAGUGCUGCCUUCACAAGGAGUGCUGCCUUCGCAAGGAGUGCUGCCUUCGCAAGCAGUGCUGCCUUCGCAAGCAGUGCUGCCUUCGCAAGGAGUGCUGCCUUUGCAAGGAGUGCUGCCUUUGCAAGGAGUGCUGCCUUCCCUAGGAGUGCUGCCUUCGCAGGGAGUACUGCCUUUGCUAGGGGUUGUGCCUUCACACGGAGUGCUGCCUUCGCUAGGAGUGCCGCCUUCGCACAUAGUGCUGCCUUCAAACGGAGUGCUGCCUUUGCACAGAGUGCUGCCUUCGCUAGGAGUGCUGCCUUUGCUGGGAGUGCUGCCUUCGCACGGAGUGUUUCCUUCGCUAGUAGUGCUGCCUUCGCACGGAGUGCUGCGUUCGCUACGAGUGCUGCCUUCGCUACGAAUGCUGCCUUCGCGCAGAGUGCUGCCUUCGCACGGAGUGCUGCCUUUGCACAGAGUGCUGCCUUCGCAAGGAGUGCUGCCUUCCCACGGUGUGCUGCCUUUGCACAGACUGCUGCCUUCGCAGGGAGUGCUGCCUUCGCAAAGAGCGGUGCCUUCGCAAAGAUUGCUGCCUUCGCAAGGAGUGCUGUCGUAGCACAGAGUGCUGCCUUCGCACGGAGUACUGGUUCACACAGAGUGCAGCCUUCGCACAGAGUGCUACCUUCGCAGGGAGUGCUGGCUUCGCAAGGAGUGCUGCCUUUGCAUGGAGUGCUGCCUUCGCAGGGAAUGCUGCCUUCGCAAAGAGUGCUGCCUUCGCAAAGAGUGCUGCCUUCGCAAGGAGUGCUGCCUUCGCAAGGAGUGCUGCUUCGCUAG